Messenger RNA from Penicillium argentinense, 2139 nucleotides. RefSeq names its product NADPH cytochrome P450 oxidoreductase family protein. The record is from RefSeq and is a predicted model, not a curated record. The transcript has a single exon. Lineage: Eukaryota; Fungi; Ascomycota; Eurotiomycetes; Eurotiales; Aspergillaceae. The coding region runs from base 1 to 2139 and encodes 712 amino acids. Gene Ontology annotation, cellular component: cytosol. Gene Ontology annotation, molecular function: NADPH-hemoprotein reductase activity; FMN binding; flavin adenine dinucleotide binding.
AUGGCAUCUCUUGCUCAGCUCGCAUCACAAUGGAACAUUUCGCCGGAGUUGCUCGAAGAGCUCUCCAAGUAUGCCACGCCGACCGGUUUGGCUGAUUACUCGGCUCUGGCCAUCAUCGCCGGAGUAUCGGGUGCCUACCUAUCCCGGGGAUACCUCUGGGACCAACCUGAUCCAUACGCAUACCUGGCGUAUGAGCGACCACAAUUGAAGAAUGGCGGACAGGCUGGUGCAAACGCUAGCAAAGAAACCAGGAAUAUUGCACAGAAGCUCGAGGAGACGGGCAAGAACAUCGUCGUCUUCUGGGGAUCCCAGUCUGGUACUGCAGAGGGAUUCGCCCAUCGUUUGGCGAGAGAGAUCUCCAUACGAUGGGGACAAGAUAGCAUGACUGCAGACCUCUCCGACUAUGACCCGAUCUCCAUCACUGAGAUCCCGCAAUCCAAGCUCGCCUUGUUCAUUGUCUCGACCUACGGCGAGGGAGACCCCAGCGACAACACUGCCGAGUUCUGGAGCUGGAUUAACAAGGCUGGCGAUAUUUCUUUGUCCAAUUUGCACUACGCUGCAUUUGGUCUCGGAAACACCAAUUACAAAUUUUACAACCGGGUUGUCGAUGUGGUGGUAGAAGGGCUGGACAAAUUCGGAGCCAAGGCACUCAUGCCGGUGGGCAAGGCAAAUGAUGCCGAGGGUGCCACCGAAGAAAACUUCAUGACGUGGAAAGAUGAUCUUUUCACAGUAUUCAAGGAACAGUUGGGUUUUCAGGAAGUCGAGGCCAAGUAUGUGCCGAGCUUGUUAGUGCAGGAGGACGAGUCGCUUGAGCCGAUCGAUUUGCAUCACGGCGAGCCUCACGGUAGUUCCGAGGGCUCCAAGGGCAAUCAAUCCUCCGCCGUUCGGACACUCAGCAUCUCUAAAUCACGAGAGUUGUUUACUUCCUCCGACAGACACUGUCUGCACAUGGACCUGGACUUGACCAGUCAACCAGACCUCACCUACAAGACUGGUGACCACCUCGCCAUUUGGCCUGGAAACCCAGACGCUGAAGUCGAGCUACUACUCCACGUAGUUGGAUUGUCAUCGCGAAGCGACAUCCCUCUUCACAUCAAGGCCGUCGAUUCAGCCACCAAGGUCACCAUUCCAUCGCCGACUAGCACGAAUGCCCUUUUCCGAUACUACCUCGAGAUCUGCGCGCCUGUCAACCGUGACAACGUCCGAGACCUCGCCCAAUUUGCUCCAACCCCCGAGGCAAAGAGCUAUCUUCUCCAGCUUGGACAAGACAAGGACUACUAUGCCAACGUCAUCAACCGCACCCAUCUCAACCUCGGCCGUCUCCUCCAGCUAGCAUGCCCAGGUCAGGCCUGGUCUAAUAUCCCUCUCUCAUACCUUGUCGAAACUCUACCUCACAUUCGUCCUCGCUACUACUCCAUCUCAUCAAGCAGUGUGGUCUCCCCACGCAAGCCUUCCAUCACUGCCAUCGCCACCACGACCCCUCUCCCAGACAACUCCGACGAACUCAUCCACGGCGUCACGUCCAACUACCUCCUCGCCAUCUCUCAGCACGCCCAAUCCCAACCGCACCCGCACGGAAUCAGAUACCACCUCAAUGGACCUAGCGACGCCUUGCAAGGCGGAAAGGUCUUCGCACAUAUCCGCCGAAGCAAGUUCAAGCUGCCCAUCACCGGCAAGACACCUCUCAUCAUGGUGGCGGCCGGCACAGGUCUGGCGCCCUUCCGGGCAUUCCUAUCCGAGCGAUGCCAAGUCCAGAAGAUCGGGAAGGAAGUCGGGCAAAUGAUUCUAUUCUUCGGAUGCCGCAAUCCGGCAGAGGAUUUCAUUUAUCGUGAGGAGCUGGAAGAGAUGCAGAAUACCCUGGGCGACAAGCUUCGCAUCGUGACUGCAUUUUCAAGGAAAGAGGACACCCCGCGACAAUAUGUGCAGGACCGAGUCUCUGAGUUUGGCGAUGAUGUUGUCAAGCUUAUUGAUGAGGGUGGUAGUUUCUAUGUCUGCGGUCGGGCAGGUAUGGCUCGCGAGGUCGAGAAGGCUGUAGGGGCUACCAUGGCCAAGGUGAAGGGUUGGUCUGAGGAUGAGGUGAACAACUGGAGCAAGGCUGUCAAGAAGAAGAACAAAUGGCAGGAGGAUGUUUGGGGUUGA